Messenger RNA from Schizophyllum commune H4-8, 3836 nucleotides. Its product is annotated as RecF/RecN/SMC protein. Gene Ontology annotation, cellular component: chromosome. The transcript has 13 exons. Gene Ontology annotation, molecular function: double-stranded DNA binding; cohesin loader activity; ATP hydrolysis activity. NCBI's taxonomy places the organism in Eukaryota, Fungi, Basidiomycota, Agaricomycetes, Agaricales, Schizophyllaceae. Gene Ontology annotation, biological process: mitotic sister chromatid cohesion. Bases 85 to 3702 code for a protein of 1205 amino acids. The record is from RefSeq and is a predicted model, not a curated record.
CAGAGACCGUGACGCGACUUGACCUGACCUAACCCGGCCUCUCACGCGUCUCCUGUGGCCAAGGCCGCGAAGAGAGAAACCCUCAUGUAUAUCAAGACUCUCACCAUCCAAGGCUUCAAAUCUUACCGUGAUCAAACGCAGAUUGAGCCCUUUUCGCCCAAGCAUAAUGUGGUUGUCGGGAGAAAUGGCUCGGGAAAGAGUAACUUCUUCGCCGCCAUUCGCUUCGUAUUGUCAGAUGCCUACACGUCAAUGAGCCGCGAGGAACGCCAGUCUCUGCUGCACGAAGGGGUAUCUACCACUACUACACUGUCUGCAUACGUCGAGAUCGUCUUCGACAACUCCGAUAACAGAUUUCCGACAGGCCACGAUGAAGUCAUCUUACGACGAACGAUCGGCCUCAAGAAAGACGAAUACAGUCUUGAUAAGAAGAGCGCGAGUAAGGCCGACGUGAUGAAUCUGCUGGAGAGCGCUGGCUUCAGCAAGUCCAACCCCUACUACAUCGUGCCACAAGGACGCAUAACUGCCCUGACGAACGCAAAAGACCACGAACGCCUAGCAUUGUUGAAGGAGGUGGCGGGCACCAAGGUCUACGAACAACGACGUACCGAGUCCCUGCGCAUUAUGGCGGAAACUGACACUAAACGCGGGAAGAUCAACGAGCUACUGGACUACAUUGAAUCCCGUCUCACCGAACUCGAGGAGGAGAAGGAAGAGCUAAGGCAGUUCCAAGACAAGGAUCGGGAGCGACGCUGCCUCGAGUACGCGCUGCACCAACGAGAGCUUCAAGAUGUCACCGCAGCGCUUGAAGAAGUUGAGGCAGAGCGCAGAAACGAACUUCACACUGCGAACGAGCGACGCGACCAUCUAAGUCAACGCGACAGAGAGAUCCAGGCAUAUGAAAAGUCCAUCGAAGAGCACAAGCAUACCCUCGAAGCUCUCACCGCCGAACGCGACGACGUCCAGGCCGAACUCACCGACUUCAUCGGCACGCGCACCGAAAUCAAAUGUUCUAUCGACGACAUGCAAUCGACCAGCGAGUCCGAAGGCGGCCGGCGCCAGAUGCUGCAGGCCGAGCUCGCGCAACUCGAGAGCGAGAUCACCUCGAAGGAGGCUGAGCUCGACCGCAUCCUUCCGGAAUGGGAAGCCCUCCGCGCAUCCGAAAUGCAGGAGAAGCACAGGCUCGCAGACAUGCAGGCGCGGCUGACAGCUCUGCAUUCGAAGCGCGGGCGCGCGAACCGAUUCAGGAACAAGGCCGAGCGCGACGCAUUCCUCAAGCAGGAGAUCAGCAGCCUGCAGAGCUACAAAUCAUCGCAAUCUCAGGCCCUCGAGGCUACGCGCGCGGAGAUCGAGGACGCGAAGAGGACGUGCACGUCGAUCGACGAGCAGCUCGCAACCGUGCAAACGGACAUCGAGGAGGGUCGCGAGAGGAUCCGUGAUCUGCAGGAGCAGACGGCGCAGCUCAAUCAGAAGGCGAACGACCUCAACGAGAAGCGGAAAGAGUACUGGAGGGAAGAUGCCAAGCUGAACAACAAUCUGGCUCGUGAAAGCGAGGAGCUGAAGAAGGCGGAGCGCACCCUCGCCGGCAUGAUGGACAAGGAUACUGGCAAUGGUCUUCGCGCCGUUGACCAAAUCAAGCAGCGCCACAGCUUGGAAGGCGUGUACGGACCGUUGUACCGCCUCUUCAAGAUCAAGGACGAAACCUUCAACAUCGCUGUGGAGACCACCGCCGGCAACAGCCUUUUCCACGUCGUUGUCGACACCGACGAGACCGCAUCCAGAGUCCUCGAUAUCAUGAUCCGUGACAGGAUCGGGCGCGUCACCUUCAUGCCCCUCAACCGCCUCCACCCCAAUGUCCCGCCCAUGCCCGACACGCUCGACGCCGUCCCGCUCAUCAACCAGCUCGAGUUCGACGAGACGCACAUCAAAGCGCUCCAGCAGGUCUUCGGCAAGACCUGCGUCUGCCACACGCUCGAGGACGCCACCGCGUACGUCAAGUCGCACGGCAUCAACACCAUCACCACCGACGGCGACAAGGUCGACCGCAAGGGCGCGCUCACCGGCGGCUACCACGACCCCCGCCGCUCGCGGCUCGACGCAGUGCGUGCGGCGGCGUCAUGGCAGGAGAAGGUCCGGGCCACCAUGGCGCGCAGCGAGGAGGUCAAGAAUGCAAUUGCUACGAUCGACCAGGAGAUCACGCGGGUGUCUGGCCAGAUAUCCCGCCUCGCUGCCCAGCAGGCGCAGAUUCGCGAGGCUCGCGAGCGCGGACUGGCUGAUGGGACUGCGCGGUCGCGCGAGAAGGAGCGGCUACAAGCGCGCAUAGAGAAGCUCGAGCACGAGGCGGAGGAACUCGAAAGCGAGCUACGCAGUGUUGAGAGCCGGCUGGACUCGUAUACUCGCGAGCUGGAGAGCCCCAUGACGAAGGGGCUGACGGACGCGGAGGAACAGGAGCUCGCGCAGCUCAACCAAGACUCAGAACAGUCUUCUAAGCAGCUGAGGGAGUUGACAUCGAAGAGGAAUACGCUCGAAAGCGACAAGAACCGCCUCGAAGUCGAGCUCAAUGAAAGCCUCCGCCGGCGGCGGGAUCAUGUCAAGCGCAAGCUCGAGUCCCUCGGCGACACCACCGACGACGGCACCGGCGCCACCCUCACCCUCGCCGCCCGUCAGCGCGAGCUCGCUACGCUCGACCAAAGCAUCGCCUCGCUCAAUACCAAGCUCCAGGCCCUCGACGCCGAGAUUGACAGGGUCACCGAGCGGAUGCAGAAGGACCGCGCUGCGUUAGAGAAGGUUCAGAAUCAGCUGCUGGAGGACACACGUGCGAUGAGCAAGCAGCAGAAGACAACGGAGCGGUAUCUCGCGAAGCGCCAAAUGUUACAGAACCGCAAGGAUGAGUGUGCGCGGAAUAUCAGAGACCUGGGUGUGCUGCCGGAAGAGGCGUUCGUCAGAUACGUGGACGAGAACCCGAACAGGCUCGUGAGGAAACUGCACGCUGUCAGCGAAACCCUCAGGGGGUUCGCCCACGUUAACAAGAAGGCCGUCGAGCAAUACACCAACUUCACCAAACAACGCGACCAGCUUCGCGAUCGCCGGAAGGAGCUAGACACGUCCGCCGAAUCCAUUCAGGAGCUCGUAGAUGUGCUCGACCAGCGGAAGGACGAGGCGAUCGAGCGGACCUUCAAGCAGGUGGCGAAGAACUUCGAAGAGGUGUUUGAGGGGUUGGUGCCAGCCGGGCGAGGGCGGUUGAUCAUCCAGAGGAAGAUCGACCGCGAUGAGGCAGAAGGCGAUGAGGACGAGGAUGGUGAAGGUCAGGGUGGGAUCGACAACUACACGGGCGUGUCGAUCAAGGUAUCCUUUAACUCGAAGGUGGACGAGGGCCUUCGCAUACAGCAGCUUUCGGGUGGGCAGAAGUCACUCGUGGCGCUCGCGACGGUGUUCGCCAUCCAGAAGUGUGAUCCUGCGCCAUUCUACCUGUUCGACGAGAUCGACGCGAACCUGGACGCCCAGUACCGGACAGCAGUUGCAGCGAUGAUCCACUCCCUCUCGGGUACGGCGCAGUUCAUCACGACGACGUUCAGGCCAGAGAUGUUGGUCACGGCGGACAAAUUCUACGGCGUGCUGUUCAACAACCAGAAGGUAUCGUCAAUUCGGGCUAUCAAGAGGGAGGAGGCCAUGGAGUUCGUUGACCAGGAAGCGCAAGCUCAGUAGACAUUCGUGCUUUCCAUGUUUAUUCUCAUUUUUCUCGGGAUUCUACUGCAAUGUUGUUCGUGCUGUCUGUUACCUUGCUAGGAAUGUACUGUAUGCUGUGUACAAUAUGACGAUUCGGUGUCGAGUUGAUGUUG